Molecule: messenger RNA, 921 nt
Organism: Dichomitus squalens LYAD-421 SS1
Lineage: Eukaryota; Fungi; Basidiomycota; Agaricomycetes; Polyporales; Polyporaceae
Exons: 3
Coding region: 1-921 (306 amino acids)
Source: RefSeq, a predicted model, not a curated record
AUGUCUCGUCUCCUCCCCUAUCUCUUCUCUACCCUUCAUCACAUCUACCAGCUCUUCAUGGCAAACACCCAUCCCCAACUCUUCGCGAUCUACAUCGAGCCACCCGACGGACCCGAUACAGGUAGCGGCGGCCUCGAAUCACUCAGCUACCGUUCCGCGUAUUGCUUCUAUGUGAACAAUACCGGAGCCCAUGAAUUGGUCCUAUCGCGCAUCGACUAUUGCAAGAUGGCUUCCACCCGCGCAAUGAGAAGACGGACGACCUUCCCUCCCCCGCCCCCGCCCCCGCCCCCUCCCCCUCCCCCUCCCCCUCCCCCCUUGUUCACCUCCAAUGCGCCAGCCCGUCUCUCCGAGAUGUUGGACGGCCUCAAGGGGACGGAACUCGCAAUUGACCGUGCUGUUUGCAUCGACGGCAUCAGCACCUCUCCCUUCAGGCUUGCCCCAUACGACGUGCUUGCGAGUGUUACCCCAUCACCUCCCAUUGCGUUCCACAAGGCUCUCGCCGCCUUCAAAGUCGUUUCCCGCUCUAAGCCUUACUACGACACGCGCUUGGCCAAUUGCUAUGUAUUUGGUCUCACCUUCUUCAGGCUCCUCGUCGGGCCGGACGUAUGGGAGCGGGAGGUUAUGAAGGGUGCGUUCACGGAGAGCGCGGGAGUGUUUCACCUCCCACCCGUCAGCAUCAACGUCUUGGACCGUUCCGUCAAUGGGGCAUCCGAGCUGCAGGGCGAGUUUGAAAAAGAGGUGAAGGCGCUCGAGGCGAAGGCAGCGAUGAGCAAGCGCCAGAGCACAGCGCUCCAGGUGCUCACAGAACAGGGGGUCUAUUCGGGAAGCACCUCCGGUCAAUCGGCCCAACUCAAUCUCCCUGACGUUGGGAUGAGGAUGGUCAGUACAGACUUGGAGAUAUCGGCCUACUACUAUUACUAA